Molecule: messenger RNA, 1392 nt
Organism: Calidris pugnax (ruff)
Lineage: Eukaryota; Metazoa; Chordata; Aves; Charadriiformes; Scolopacidae
Product: transforming growth factor beta-1-induced transcript 1 protein-like
Exons: 3
Coding region: 5-499 (164 amino acids)
Source: RefSeq, a predicted model, not a curated record
GAAAAUGGUGACGGCGCUGGACAAGAACUGGCACCCGGAGCACUUCUGCUGCGUCAAGUGUGGGCAGCCCUUCGGCGAGGAGGGCUUCCUGGAGAAGGACGGCCAGCAGUACUGCCGCCAGGACUUCGCUGAGCUCUUCUCCAGCCGGUGCCGGGGCUGUGGGGGGCCCAUCCUGGAGGGCUACAUCGCUGCCCUGGAGGGGCUCUGGCACCCCGAGUGCUUCGUCUGCCGGGAGUGCUUCGCGCCCUUCGUGGGGGGCAUGUUCUUUGAGGACGGGGGCCACCCCUACUGCGAGCGUCACUUCCACGCCCGGCGGGGCUCGCUGUGCCGGGGCUGUGGGGAGCCCAUCGCCGGCCGCUGCAUCACGGCCAUGGCCCAACGCUUCCACCCCGAGCACUUCGUCUGCGCCUUCUGCCUCCGGCCCCUCUCCAAGGGCACCUUCCAGGAGCAGGAGGGCAAGCCCUACUGCCAGCCCUGCUUCCUACGCCUCUUCGGGUGAGGCCACCACGGCCCCCUUCCCCCCACCACCACCACCGCUCCCCACCUCUCAGCCCCACCGAUGGUGCCUCCUGGUGCGGGGUGACCCGUAGAGGGCCAACGGACACCCUGCAACCACCACAAGAACAUUCCGUUGGGGGGGGUGCACCAUUGGGGUGGUCUUCAAGGUGCUCCGUAGUGCUUGGAGGGGGAAGGGCACCCUUGCAUGGGGAUCCGGCACCCUCGAGGUGCCUCCUGGUGUGGGGUGCCCCACAGAGGUGCAGUGAAGAGCCCGCAACCAUCACAAGAACAUUCCAUGGGUGAACCGUUGGAUGGGGUGCACCAUUGAGGUGGUCUUCAGGGUUGUCCAUGGUGCUUAGGGGUCCUCGUGCGUGGGGAUCUGGCACCCUUGAGGUGCCUCAUGGUGUAGGGUGCCCCACAGAGGUCCAAUGGAGACACCCUGGGACCACAACAAGAACAUUCCAUGGGUGAACCGUUGAAUGGGGGGCACCACUGGGGGUGGUCAUGGAGGUGCCUUGGGGCACUUGGAGACCUCAUGCAUGGGCCCCUUGAGGUGGUCCGUAGUGUAGGGUGCCCCAUGGAGAUCAAAUGGGUACCCCAUGACCACCCCAUGGAUGGAGUGCUCCAUGGAGGUGGUCAUGGAGGUGCCCCCACAGUACUUGGGAGCCUCACCCGGGGGUCCCUCACCCCAUGGUGUGGGGUGGCCUCAUAAAUACCCUGCGGGGGUUCCAUGGGGGCUCCACAGUGCACUGUGACCCACGGAUCUGGCCAUGGACUUUCUGUGGGGUGGUCUCUGUGCCUGGUGCAGGGUUGGAAGGACUGGGGGGCACUGGUGGUCCCGGGGGGGGGCACUGGGGGCCUCCGUGGGUCGCACUUGCUCUUUGCUUGCACAUG